GACUCUUGGGUACACAAGUUCCCAUUCUGCAUCCUCUCUCUCUCUCUGUGAUAAUUAAUGGAGAACAACGGAGAAGCGCCGCUUCUUACCUCUACACCCGGGUUAAAGAACGCUCACUUCACCGGCGAUGUCGAGGAUAUCCCUCCGAUCAAAGGAAUAACUGAUUUCUGUGUUCAAUUUGGAGUCGAAUCGAAGAAGCUCUGGUACCUAGCUGGUCCCGCCAUUUUCACUUCUAUUUGCCAAUACUCCCUUGGUGCCAUCACACAAACGUUUGCAGGUCAUGUUGGAACUCUCGAUCUCGCGGCUUUCUCUGUCGAAAACUCGGUCAUUGCCGGUUUUUCUUUGGGAAUUAUGGUAGGGAUGGGGAGCGCACUGGAGACUUUGUGUGGGCAAGCAUUUGGAGCAGGUCAAGUGGAUAUGUUAGGAACGUAUAUGCAGAGAUCGUGGAUUAUCCUGUUCGUCACCGCUCUCAUUAUGCUUCCCCUCUACCUUUUCGCAACUCCGUUACUCCUCUUGAUUGGACAAAAGGAAUCUAUAUCUUACGCGGCGGGGAAGAUGGCGCUAUGGAUGAUCCCGCAGCUCUUCGCUUACGCCUUCAAUUACCCAAUCGCUAAAUUUCUACAGGCGCAGAGUAAGAUCAUGGUGAUGUCUUACAUAGCGGCAGUGGCACUGGUUUUCCAUACCCUGUUUAGCUGGCUGUUCAUGUUGAAAUUGGAAUGGGGGCUUUGGGGAGGAGCUUUGGUGCUCAACUUUUCAUGGUGGUUCAUGGUGGUCGCUCAGAUGAUCUAUAUCCUCAGUGGUACAUGUGGUCGAGCAUGGUCAGGGUUUAGCUGGGCUGCCUUCACUAAUCUAUGGGAAUUCGUUAAACUCUCCUUUGCAUCAGCGAUCAUGCUUUGUUUGGAAACAUGGUAUUUUAUGGCAUUGGUCCUUUUUGCUGGAUAUCUAAAGAACGCCGAAGUUGCUGUGGAUGCACUUUCCAUAUGCACAAACAUUGUUGGGUGGGCAAUUAUGGUAGCAAUUGGAUUCAAUGCAGCAGUCAGUGUAAGGGUCUCAAAUGAAUUGGGUGCAGCCCACCCUAGAACUGCUAAGUUUUCAGUCGUCGUCGUCGUGAUUUCUGCAUUUUUCGUCGGUGUACUGCUGGCCAUCCUCCUUGUCAUUUUCCGGCAUCAAUAUCCGGCCAUAUUUGCUGAUAGUUUAGAAGUUCAACAAGCUGUUUACACGCUUACUCCAUUGCUAGCAGCGUGCCUUAUCAUUAACAAUAUUCAACCCGCACUCUCCGGGGUGGCAAUUGGGGCAGGAUGGCAAGCUGUGAUCGCUUAUAUCAACAUUGCAUGCUAUUACAUCUUUGGCAUACCUUUGGGACUCGCUUUGGGAUUCGGAGCCAAUUUUGGUGUCAUGGGUAUAUGGAUAGGCAUGUUGACUGGAACUGUGGUACAGACUCUAAUCUUGUUCUGGAUUUGCUACAGAACCAACUGGGACAAAGAGGCAUCGAUGGCUGAAGACAGAAUUAGACAAUGGGCAGGACAACCAGAGGAGGUGGUAGAUCAACCAAAGAUUUACUGAAGGAGAGUUAUGAUGAUUUAUUUUUGUUUGAUUCGAAUCUCAUUGGAUUUCAGAUAUAUUUUUGAAGGAAAUUAAUUGCAUUUUAACAAGUUUUACCAGAUGUAUACAAACUUUAAGUGCGAUUAUUUACUUCAAUUUCUCCAAACGAUAAUGAUCCAACAUGCCCAAGAUUAAACU
Molecule: messenger RNA, 1740 nt
Organism: Cynara cardunculus var. scolymus (artichoke)
Lineage: Eukaryota; Viridiplantae; Streptophyta; Magnoliopsida; Asterales; Asteraceae
Product: protein DETOXIFICATION 30-like
Exons: 8
Coding region: 58-1563 (501 amino acids)
Biological process (GO): xenobiotic detoxification by transmembrane export across the plasma membrane
Cellular component (GO): vacuolar membrane
Molecular function (GO): xenobiotic transmembrane transporter activity; antiporter activity
Source: RefSeq, a predicted model, not a curated record